Messenger RNA from Suillus fuscotomentosus, 2355 nucleotides. RefSeq lists its product as uncharacterized. Bases 1 to 2355 code for a protein of 784 amino acids. Lineage: Eukaryota; Fungi; Basidiomycota; Agaricomycetes; Boletales; Suillaceae. The record is from RefSeq and is a predicted model, not a curated record. The transcript has 5 exons.
AUGGUGGACAUUUCUCAGUUUGCAGAGUCAGCUCUACAAUUACGGCGGUCCCCCAAUCCAAUUCCUCACCAUGGUAUAAAUUCAGAUGGAUAUCCUUCACAUUUUGAUGUCGACUUCUUCGAGACAGAGGGAGAGGAAUACAUGAGUGCGGAGGAACGGUAUGAAGGCACAGGGACUUGUUACUCUUUAGAUGGCCUGACGUUCUUAGAUCUUUUUGACGUGGAUGAGUAUGCAGAAUGCAGAAAGGAUAAUCUAUUCUAUCCUUUUGCAUCAAAAGAGGAAUGGGAAAUCACUGAUUUUCUCCUUCGUUCUCCCCUUAGUAUGGCUGCAAUCAAUGAAUUUCUAGCACUCCCAAUGGUGAGUGCUCUUCACAAAUGCUGGCACUUUGAGAUCUUAUGGACUCGUAACUUUGCAUCUUCUCCUUCUCGCAAUUCUCAAGUCUCUUAUCCUUCUCAUCCACAAAUUGAAGCUGUCAUUCACUGGAAGUGUCAAAUUAUCCCAUCCCUCCAUCGCACCAAAACUCCAAUCCGACUUUUUUGGAGGGAUCCGGUUGAAUGCUUAGAAGCCCUCUUCAGCAACCCCCUAUUCCAUGACAAGCUUGAUUUUGUUCCUCAUCACAUGUACACAACCGCAGCACAGCUUACCCGCGUUUAUUCAGAGUGGCUAAUGGGCGAUUCUGCUUGGGAGUUCCAGAGUCAAGUGCCCAGAGGUGCUCCAAUUCUUGGCACAAUCAUUUCUUCCAACAAAAUGAAUAUCACCACUAUGACUGGUGCUAGGGUUGCUCAUCCACUCCUUCUUGGUCUCGCUAAUAUUUGCAUGCAAACUCGCAUGAAACUCUCAUCCAGGGCUUUCCUACUCACAGCACUCCUCCCUAUCCCGCAGUACUUACACCCUAAUCAACGGAUGCGAGGUGUUCUCGAAGACUGCCUCAUACAUCAAUGUCUUUCUAUCAUCUUAAAGCCAUUGAUGAUCACAGCCAAAAUCGGGAUAAUGAUGUCUGAUCCUGUCAGAAAUGUUCACCAUUGCUACACGCCCCUUGCAGCAUACAUUGUUGAUACCCCGGAGGCAUGCAUAUGCGGGAAAACCUCCCCAUUUACGAUGGCAUCAUAUCUGGAGUUUGGGGACAAUUUUUGUCACCCCAAAUGUACAUGCUAUAUCACUCUCGGUCAGCUCGCCAAGAUACACGUUGAUCCCAAUGACCUUGAAGGUUAUUUUGAUGCAUGUGCGGUAUAUCGUCUAAAUGGUGUCCACGCGCCCUUCUGGCAAGAUUGGCCGUUUGCCUGCCCCUCUGUUUUUCUAACUCCAGAGGCCCUGCAUCACUGGCAUAAGCAAUUUUUCGAUCAUGACCUUCAGUGGUGCAUUGCGGUUCUUGGAGCCCAGGAACUCAAUUUUCGAUUUUUGAUUGUUACAGGCAGAGUCCAUCGUGAUCUACAGUGUUACAUUGUCGGUCUCAUUUAUAUGUCACAAUCCCCUUCUCUGGAUGAUAAUUUAUUGGCAUCUAUCGACCAAUCUCUUUCGACCUUUCAUCAAAACAAAGAUGUUAUCAUGAUGUUGGGUGCAGAGACCGGUACAAAGAAGACAAUUGAUAAUUGGUAUAUACCUAAGCUAGAGCUAAUGCAGAGCAUCACUGCCAGCACAUGUAAAGUCGGAGCCCUCAUCCAAUGGUCUGCGGACGCCACUGAACAUGCACAUGUGUCCGAAAUCAAGGACCCUGUGCGACAAACCAAUAAUAAUGAUUAUGAUCCUCAGAUUUGCCAUCAUUUAGAUCAACAGGACAAGCUGCGGCAAUUUGUGAUUGCUAUGACAUUGAAGAGUGGUGUCCUUGAUCCAGACCCCGAAGAAUUACCUGUGGAUGAAGGAGAUGAUGAAGACAUUGCUGAGUUCAAUGAACCAUGUACUGAUCAACAAACUGCACUCCUGGAGGGACUUAAUUGCACACGUGUCACUACCAACUACUUCAUCAAAGCUAAGGAGGCGGCUACUGUACCUUGUGGACCUAGCCCUCAUCCUCCUCGAACAUUUACCGCUGAUAAUACUGCUAUCCAUCUAAAUUAUAGUCCAACUCGCACUGGAAUGAAGAUUGAUGAUGUCGCAGAUGAGUUCAACAUACUGGAUCUUCAUGAUGCUAUUUCAAACUUCUUGCAACUUGAUGCGAGGAACAGAGAUGUGAUUCAUGAGGUUGGAGUCUCAAGAAGAUCGUUAAUUGAUCGUCCUUCUACUCUGCCUUUUGAUCGUGUUCAAGUUUGGCACACAGUUCACUUGCAGGAAGUUUCCUUCCAUGAUCCACGUGUCAUCUUACCAGCACAAACCUUACAUGCCUCUCCACCAUGUCCUGGGUGGCCGAAAGGCCAAUGA